AUGUCCAGUGAAAAGUUACACAUUUCAUACAACUUUAUCCAUAAGCUGUGUCAAGAAACAGCCGUUAAAAUUAGGGAAGAUGGUAAACCAGAUGUGAUUGUCGCAAUUGGAGGAGGAGGUUUCAUCCCAGCAAGAAUACUCAGAAGCUUCAUUAAGCUACCUGGUGAAAAGAAUAUUCCAAUUCAAGCCAUUGGUUUGUCCUUGUACGAAGAUAUGGAAAAUGGAGAGGAUGCAAUUGGUAAAGAGGUCAUCCGUACGCAGUGGCUUGAUUUCGGAGCUCUGAGUCAACAUUUUGAUUCUUUGAUAGGUAAGAACGUGCUGAUCAUUGAUGAAGUCGACGACACCAGAACUACAUUACAUUAUGCAGUCAGUGAAUUGUACAAAGACGUCAAAGAAAUGGCAGAAAAAUUGGGACGUCAAGAUGAAAUCACCAAGUUCAACAUUUUUGUCCUUCACAACAAGAACAAGCCAAAGAGAGCAGAAAUAGACUUCAAAAUGCUAGGUGGUGGGCAGUAUUAUGCAGCAAGAGACGUUCCAGAUGCUUGGAUCGCCUAUCCAUGGGAAGCUGUAGACAUAGACGAACAUCAAAAACAAGCUGAAAGACAGGGUUUCGUGUAG
Molecule: messenger RNA, 618 nt
Organism: Komagataella phaffii GS115
Lineage: Eukaryota; Fungi; Ascomycota; Pichiomycetes; Pichiales; Pichiaceae
Product: Xanthine-guanine phosphoribosyl transferase
Exons: 1
Coding region: 1-618 (205 amino acids)
Biological process (GO): GMP salvage; IMP salvage; XMP salvage
Cellular component (GO): cytoplasm
Molecular function (GO): hypoxanthine phosphoribosyltransferase activity
Source: RefSeq, a predicted model, not a curated record